AGCAGUGUUAGGAGAGCAGUAGAGGACAAUGGAACGUUGGCAUAAUAAAGUGGCUGUGGUAACGGGAGCCAGUGCUGGCAUUGGCGCCGCCACUUGUAAAGCGCUGGUAGAAGAAGGCAUGAUUGUUGUCGGUCUAGCCAGACGUUUGGUGAAAAUGAAAACUAAAGUUUUGCCAACCAUCGCUGCUGACAAGCAACACAAUUUCCAUUGUUUCAAAUGUGAUGUGGGUGAUGAGGGGAGUGUUAAAGAGGCCUUUGAAUGGGUGCAGAGGCAAUUUGGUGGUGUAGAUGUUUUAAUUAAUAAUGCCGGUGUUGCGAAGUCAACCAGCUUGUUGGCGGAGAACAACUCACAGGAUAUAACAGACACCAUUAACACAAACGUUAUGGGUGUUGUGUGGUGUACGCGUGAAGCUUUCCAUUCAAUGAAACAGCGUAAAGUCAAUGGUCAUGUUGUUAUCAUCAACAGUGUGGCCGGACAUAAGGUGCCCGUUAUCCCUGGCAUGAGCUUAAAUAUUUAUCCAGCCUCAAAACAUGCCGUCACCGCUAUGACUGAAGUAUUUAGGCAGGAAUUUUCAGCAGAAAAGACUAAAAUUAAAAUCACAAGCCUUAGUCCGGGUGGUGUUCACACAGAAAUAAUGGGUGAGAAUGCUGAGAUGCCCGAAGGUAUGCCCAUGUUACAGUCUAAAGAUGUGGCCGAUGCGGUUUUGUUUUGUUUAAAGACUCCUCCUCAUGUACAAAUUCAUGAGCUGACCAUUAAGCCAAUGGGUGAAAUGAUUUAAAAUUUAAGAGCUGCUGCUGUUAUCACAUUGAGAGAUUAUGUUUUUGUUAAUGAAUUUUUAAAGGAAAUUAUAAAU
This is a messenger RNA of Calliphora vicina (urban bluebottle blowfly), 853 nucleotides long. Its product is annotated as farnesol dehydrogenase-like. The record is from RefSeq and is a predicted model, not a curated record. Bases 29 to 778 code for a protein of 249 amino acids. The transcript has 2 exons. Lineage: Eukaryota; Metazoa; Arthropoda; Insecta; Diptera; Calliphoridae.